Dovyalis caffra is the source of this 1446-nucleotide messenger RNA. The record is from the annotation of a GenBank genome assembly. NCBI's taxonomy places the organism in Eukaryota, Viridiplantae, Streptophyta, Magnoliopsida, Malpighiales, Salicaceae.
AUGAGACCCCACUUCACAAUCUGUUGUGGGGCUGAAAGUCCUGCUUCAAUGGAGGAUUUACCUCUUUGGAAGUUUGAAGACCGGGUCGAAACUUUUCCCACCAAGGAUCCUGCUCUUGCACUUUCUGGUCAGAAGGCUGCCCAGGUCGAAGAUCCAGAACCACAAGUGGAACUUAUUUUAGGAGCUACUGGGCCAGCAUUAGUUGGUGAAUGCUUCACAAUUCCUGUUACUGUGGCCUCCAAGGAUCACACCAUUUUUUCCGGCGAGUUGAAAAUCAAUCUGGUAGAUGUAAAAGGAGGUGGGCUGUUUAGUCCUAGGGAAGCAGAACCAUUCUCUAUGGACAGCCAUCAUGUUGAACUUCUUGGAGUUACUGGGCCAGAAGGAGAAGAUGAAUCUCUAGUGGGUCCUGACAAAAUCAAGAAAAUUCAGCAGUCUUUUGGUUUGGUUUCUGUUCCGGUUUUAAAAGAUGGAGAUUCAUGGUCCUGCAAACUAGAAAUUAAGUGGCAUCGACCCAAACCGGUUAUGCUCUUUGUAUCUUUAGGCUAUUUUCCAGAUAGCAAUGAAUCAACUUCACAAAGAAUCCAUGUGCACAAGAGCUUGCAAAUUGAAGGAAAGACUGCCGUGGUGUUUAGCCAUCAGUUUAUGCUGCCAUUCCGCCAAGAUCCACUGUUGCUCUCAAGAAUCAAGUCUGUUCCUGGCUCUGAUCAGUUGGCAUCGCUUCCUCUGAAUGAAACUAGUAUACUAGUCAUUAGUGCCAAGAACUGCAGUGAGGUGCCAUUGCUGUUACAGUCAUUGUCUAUUGAAGCGGAUGAUGCAAUUGAAAGGCUAUGUACCUUGCAACAUAGUGGCAUGGAUAUUUUACGUCCAGCCCAACUUGUUCCAGGAGAAGAGUUCAAAAAGGUUUUCACUGUCAUUCCUAAAGUGGAAUCUUCCAGUCUUGAUUUGGGAUCAGUGUCUCUAAGAUGGAGGAGAAAUUCUGAAACGGAAGGUCUAUCAACUUCUGCUGCAACAAAAGAGUGGGUUUUGACCAAACAUAAACUUCCAAAUGUACAAGUAGAGUCACCGCCAUUGGUAUUGAAUCUGGAAUGCCCUCCUUUUGCUGUUCUUGGAGAUCCCUUUACGUACUUGGUUAAAAUUCGGAAUCAAACACAGUUGCUUCAAGAGGUCAAGUUCUCACUAGGAGAUGCACAAAGUUUUGUGUUAUCUGGGUCUCACAGUGACACAGCUUUUGUUCUUCCAAAAUCUGAGCACACCCUUAGCUAUAAGCUUGUGCCAUUGGCUUCAGGUUCGCAACAAUUGCCUCGAGUUACGGUGACCUCAGUAAGAUAUUCAGCUGCAUUUCAACCUUCCAUUGCUGCAUCUACUGUUUUUGUCUUCCCCUCUAAACCUCAUUUAAAGACAACAGAUAUGGGAGACAGUAAAUUGGAACCCAUCCCAGCCGAGUAG